This is a messenger RNA of Impatiens glandulifera, 591 nucleotides long. RefSeq lists its product as uncharacterized. The record is from RefSeq and is a predicted model, not a curated record. NCBI's taxonomy places the organism in Eukaryota, Viridiplantae, Streptophyta, Magnoliopsida, Ericales, Balsaminaceae. The coding region runs from base 90 to 422 and encodes 110 amino acids. The transcript has 3 exons.
AAACAAAAUCAAAGAUGAACCAGAAUACGCUACUGAACUGUUUGAAGAGAAGAGGGUUAAGUCAUGGUUAAGGGAGAAAUCUGAUAACCAUGGCUGACUUCGAUGAACAACGUCUUUCGCCGCCGUCAACUCACGACCUUGCUCCUCCGGUGGAUUCACGUUCCGACGAACCUUCUGCAUCCGCUCUUCCCAGAUUCGAUCCUAGCCGAAUGAUAGGUAUUAUCAGAAGGAAGGCCUUGAUAAAAGAUUUAGCAGGUGUGUACCAUGCAGAAUGUCUUACAAUCUGUCAAGAACUUCUGGAACUCCAGAGAGAAUGUGAAGAGUCGUAUGGCGAGUUGAAAGUAGCUCCUCCAGAGGAGGAAAACGGUAUAAGGAGGAAAGGGGGGAUGAUGAGCAAACGCGGUUUAAAAAGAACUCGUUAGUAAUUGCUAUAUAGUAUAGGAUUUGUGUGGAUAGCUAGAGAGGAAAAAAUAGUUAGCAAUUUCAUUAUUGUAAGUAACUAUGCUUCAUUGCUUCUUCUUUUUUUGCCACCAAAAUGUUGGAUUGUUGUUGCUAGAGCUUAGUAAUUACUUCUAUUUCAUGCUUUAACCC